This is a messenger RNA of Manduca sexta (tobacco hornworm), 5876 nucleotides long. RefSeq names its product ecdysone-induced protein 74EF (gene Eip74EF). The coding region runs from base 835 to 2406 and encodes 523 amino acids. Gene Ontology annotation, biological process: regulation of transcription by RNA polymerase II; cell differentiation. Gene Ontology annotation, cellular component: nucleus. NCBI's taxonomy places the organism in Eukaryota, Metazoa, Arthropoda, Insecta, Lepidoptera, Sphingidae. Gene Ontology annotation, molecular function: DNA-binding transcription factor activity, RNA polymerase II-specific; sequence-specific DNA binding. The transcript has 11 exons. The record is from RefSeq and is a predicted model, not a curated record.
UGACUUGCGAGCUGCCGCGCAGUGUGGACGUAUGCGCGCGCCAUUUUUGCCUUUCGAGCGCAACUGCCGAACUCAUGGAUUGUGCAUUCGGAUUUGAUUUUUUCUGACAGUGACAGGAGUGUUGCCAGUGUUUAUGGGAUGGUUUUGUUUUAUUUUUAAUUUAUAUAGAAAUACUUUUUGAAAAUUGAUUAUAUUUGUGUGUUUUGUGACAUUUGGAUUGCGUUUUGGACUUGAACGGCACAGUGCAGUGUGUGUGUGUCCAGCGGGCCGCGGCGCGACGCGCGCCACCCGAUGUGUUCAAACGUAACUCUGCCUUCCAAAUUAUUCAUACACAAACUCACGUGCUGGUAUGGCGCGUUAUAAGUGAUCGCGCCGGCUGCAUGAAACGACAGCUGUUACUGAGAUAGCGGCGUGUGCGGUGGUGGUGAGCGGCGCUGCCUCUAUGACGUAUCGACGCAGGUUCGACAUACACCGGGACGUCGCCAGGUGAACUCGCAGCAUUGUUACCUAUCUUACACUAGCUAACAUCCUUUUCUUAAAGCUAAUACUGUCGCUGCUGAAGAGAAGUGGAUUGCGCGGAGUGAGGUAACCUGGCCGAAGGGAACCACCAACCGACCAAACCAUAAUGUGUUCCAACGAAACUAACUACCUAUUCACGUAAUUUAUACAACGAAUGAUGUACGUUCCGUCCAAAACGCUGCCAAACAUAUUGAACGAAUUUAUAGUUAUAUUAAGAAUAGUGUGUGUAGUGUAGGCGCGUGUGCUUGUGAGUGUUGUGGACGUUAGAGAGACAACGUGGCGGGGACACAUGCGCCGUCGGGACCGGCGCUGGCGAUGCCCUUUAUUGAAGACGAGUGGUGGUCCGCCGAGAAUGAGGGCAGGAUGGUCGACCUCUCCAAUUGCCUUCAGUUUCAGGACGCGGUAGUCGCAGCUGGCGGACAAGCCGCCGCCCAACUCCAGCAAAUGGCUUCCUCCCUCGGCGAGCUGUCCCAAUCCGAGCUGUCAAACAUCGUGGGCGGGCUGACGCUCGAGGCAGACGGCUCCGAGGCAGCAGACCCCGACGACAUCCUCAAACAACUCGGCGAGACCGCGUUUGAUAACUUCGACACGUUUUUUACGGAUUUAACGAACGCCACCGCGUCGGCGGUACAGCCGGUUGAAAUAAAGCAAGAAGAAAAUAACAACAUAUCAUCGCCAGCGUCAAGUAGUCAACACCAGGGCUACUACCCUCAGAGUCAAUUAUCACUGCCAAAUAAUGGCCAACAGCGGCUUCAACAGCUGCUCAGAUCAGGCACGAAUGCCAUCAACAAUGUUGUCAAUAAUAACAUAAACAAUGGCCGGUAUAACAUCGCCUCGGCGAAUCCGUUACUUGCUGAGAAAUUAUCAGCGACACCUAGCGGAAUAAAGCAAGAACCGAUUAGUACGGAUUACAGUGGAACGAGUAUGAACUAUGGCAGCGCGUCACCGAUGCAGCGGGUGCCGAGUGGGAAGCCGCAGGUGCAUGAUGCUGGUGGAGGUACGUUCCAUUAUUUGAUGGCAGUCAACAGAAGCAUGCGCUUGAACAACGAGCCUGCCGUGCUGCCGCUGAACGCGCGCGCCCUCCUCAACGGGCUCCUCACGCCCUCCUCAGUGAGGCAUCAUUCUCUCUACUCCGUGCCCAACACAGGCUCCCUCCCGCCAUCGCCGGCAGACAGCGGCGUGUCGGAUGUGGAAUCGUCGUCGUCGGGCGCCGGCUCCGCGGAGGAGCUGAAGGCUCGGCUGCAGCCGCCGCCACCCACGCCCUUCCACACGCCCUUCCUGCCCUUCUACCCCAACCACCACAUCGCCAGUACGCUGCAGCACCACGCCGCUGCGCAUCCCAGACCACCUGUGGGCGCAGUGAGCGAACGCGACGCGUAUGGCUACGGGUAUGGCGGCGGAGGGGGCGGCACCCACCACUUCGCGGCACCGGCGCCUCCGCCCCUGCCCCACGACGACCUCCCCUACUCCGUGUUCGACUUCGGCGACUACCAGCGACACCACCAUCACAACAAGCUGAAGCCGAAGAAAAGGCCACGGACGGACGCCCCUCCCACGCCCGGCGUGAAGCGCAAGAGCCGCGAGGGAUCCACCACAUACCUGUGGGAGUUCCUGCUGAAGCUGUUGCAGGACAGGGAGUACUGCCCGCGCUUCAUCAAGUGGACGAACCGCGAGAAGGGCGUGUUCAAGCUGGUGGACUCGAAGGCGGUGUCGCGGCUGUGGGGCCUGCACAAGAACAAGCCCGACAUGAACUACGAGACGAUGGGCCGCGCGCUGCGUUACUACUACCAGCGCGGCAUCCUCGCCAAGGUGGACGGCCAGCGGCUCGUCUACCAGUUCGUCGACGUGCCCAAAGACAUCGUGGAGAUCGACUGCUCGCUGGCGUAGACGCCCUGGCCGCGGCGCGGCGCCCGCCAACGCCCCUCGAAUCUCCAGUGCUGGACUGAGACUGUGGUGUCUGUCAUACGUAACCGGUAGAGUGACGUGGUCGUUCCGCUCUCACGACGUUCUACGUCUAUACAAGUGUAAGGUUCAUCUAUUUUCCAAUCAUCAUGCAUUACGUUUCCCGGGACGCUUCCACUCGACGCAACCGAUACUACCAACCACCAUCGUAGUACACCCACGUAUGUGUGUCAGUGUGUAUAAACAUCACUCCAAACAACUAACGUUGACUUAUCAUUGAAUUUAAUAUUUAUACAAAAGAUUAUAAUAGGAGAGACGAAAUUGAUUGCUCAAAUGUUUAUAUAAGGACGUAUUUUUAGGCGUAUUUCGGAAGAGAAACACUAAAUUUGCUAGAUGUUAUACGGGAUGAGGUGUGAACUAAGAAACAAACAAAACUAACAAACGUGUUUUUGUAAUUUGUAACGUUGAAACGAGUGUCGAAGGAUCGUAUUCGUUUGAAUGGUGUCGCUCGACUUGACUGCGUUCGCGCCCGCCGUGGCUCGCCGCCGCUCGGCGUCACCCGGCGUCACUCGUCAUCACUCGUCGCUGCUCGGGCCGCUCGACGGCGCACGGCGUGCGCGGGCAAACUGCGAACACAACUUCCUACCUCAACUACGCGAACAUACAAAUAUUUCAUAUGUUUAUACAUACUUAUUAUUCGAACAGUUUAUACAAUAUGCAAUAAUAUUAUAAUAUUAAUAGACGAAUAAGAGUUUAUUAUAAAGAAAUAUUUACUUGAAAUUGUUUAUAUAUGAAAAAGUAUAUGACGAUAUUUUAUAUUCCUCGGCGGAUGACUAGUUAGGUGCUUGUUAUGGCCAUUCAUCUUCCAGGUUCCAACUUGUUACAAACGGAGACACCUCACGCUGUUGAGCACAUGCUAAAAUAUUAUUAUAUAAUAUAUCUCAUUACAUAUGUAUAUGUAUAUUGUAUGUUAUAGGAGGGAAUACGUUUCUUUGUUGUCUCAUAGUCUAUCGCGUCGUAUGUUUUCUGAUAUCAUUGUCUAAACCGAAUUUUCUAUUGAUAUUAGUGGAAUGUUGUAUUCUGCUCGUGAACUGAUGUCUACUGCCAAUCCUCUGUUAUGCUACCGACUUUGUCGUAUAGUUUAAGGGAUGAUUUUUCUUUUGUGAAUUAAUUGUGUUAAUUAUAAGUGAAAUGUUUAUUGUAAGCGAAAUGUUUUAAGUGAACACGUUCUAGUUUAUUACGUUUAUUUAAAUUUAUCAUUAGCAUGUUGGUGGGGGGUCGCGCGCGGCCGGCCCCGCUCCCCCGGCCCCGGCCGGCCCUGCGCCGCCCGGGACUCGACUCUCGACAUAUCACUCGGGAACCCCCGCGCCCACGCGCACAGCCGCACAGAAUCAUUGUUGUUCUGCCACAAACGCGCGCGACCCCCAUAUUUUUUGUUACCUGAAUAAAUAUUAUUAAUAAUUAAUUACAAUUUGUGGUCCAAUAUUAAUGAAUCAUAAAUAGAUAGUGUAUAGAGCCGUCGUGUUAGAUGUAGCCUAGUUUCUCAUCGACAUUUCUACAAAUAUUCAUACGCAAAGACAAACGAAUCCUCUACACACACCUCCAGUAAACGAGUUUUGUACAAUAAUGUAGUGAAGGUACGUACGGUUAGUAGACGGAGGAGAGCUAGGUUGUCGGCGCGUGUCCGGCGAGACAAAACUGUGCAGUCCAUUCGCGUUCGCACCGCAGCGCAGGUUCAAACCGUACGCAAUUAUAUUUUUAAUAGAAAAUAAAGAAAUUAAAUUAUAUCAUAUUGAUUAUUUAGUGUGUAAGUAAGAUGUAUAACAGAACGGAACGUUCAAUGGACUGCGUGUUUUGUGAUGAAUCGUAAAGGGUUAGUGAAGCCUUAGGUGAAAUACUGUCGCGUAAUAUGGGUGCUAAGUGAGGGACCGAUGGGCUGGGAACACGUUGCAGGCGCACUGCACGGUGCACUCCGAGCCGCGUGCAAUGCACAGCAAUGCACAGUGCACACACAACCAGUGAAUGAUACGUUCAACUAGUAAAGAUCUCAGUGUCCAAAUUUCUUCGAACAAAACCAGUGCCCGUCUCAUGUGAUUAAAACUAAUAUAUAUUAUUAAAAAGUGGAAAUUUUAAUCGUAUUUUUAUAAUAUAGCUAGUUGGAAUUGUCAAGUUUCAUUUCGGCACUAUCUUUUAUGCUUUUGUAAAUAUAAUAUAGCUUCGUAACUUAUUUAUUUCGUGUGUGGCGCGGGCGUCGCGGCGAGCGGUCCGCGGACCGGCCGGACGCGCGCCCACGUUUGUUUCCUUUUUAGGGAAUUUCGUUCUAUAGUUUUAAUAAAUUUUAUUGUAAUAUAUCUUUAUUAAUAAAUGUAAUAUUUAGUAGGCAAUGAAAGGACCACGGAAGGUGUGGAAACGCUCUCAGAAUCGACAAAUGUUGACGGUGUGUGAUGUCGUAAGCUGUAACGCUGGACGAGACGCUAGUUACCGGUUAUUAAGAGAAAUGUUUGAGCAAGCAUUUAAAACAAUGCUCGUGUGUUUAAAAAUAUAAUUUUAGUCGAAUUGAUGUUGUUGAAAAAAAAAUCAAAAGUUUCUAAUUAAAUAAUGUACUUAAAUUUUCAAUGUAAAUUUUAACGGCACGUCGAGAAUAUUAUUGUUAAAUUGAAAUUAUUUUAAAAUUGAACCUAGUCUUAGUAUCAUAAUUUUGAUUUUUAAAAUGAUAUUUAAAAUUCGGGCGCCAUAUUGGCAUUAGGCGUCAUCGUGGUGGCCGGCGACGACGCGCGCGUGCGUCGCUCGGCCCUGAUGCAUGUGGCAUGCUGCACAUCGACAAAUGUAAAUACAAUGGUAAAUUAUAAUCGAAGCGCACACCCUCACGACCCGACUGCGAACACGUCAUCGGAGUCGGUAGAUAGGUGAAAUAUGAAAUUUUUAUGCAAGGAAGCAAUGAGAAGGUUAGUGAAUUUGGUAUUAGAGGAGGGAAGGCGCGCGGCCGUCGCAUCUCGUGCGGUAACGCGCCAUGAGAACAUGUUUUGUCGUUUAAUAUUUCAAUGUAAGUCUUCUUGUUCGUCAAUAAAUUUUAAUGUCCAAUAUUUGAAUACGUAAUUCAUUCCGGAUGGGUGGUGUUAACAAUAAAAUGUUUAAUUGUGUUUUUUAAUUAUAGUUUCUGUCGUUUGAUUGUAGAUGUCGCUUUCAUUUUGUUCGCUUCAUAUAAAAUUGACCGUUCUGAGAGAGUGCGGUACACUGAAUACUUUUCUUGCGUUAUAAUUGCUUCUAGUUUUAUGCAGUUAAAGUCCGAUAUUUUAAUUGUAAUGUUUAGUUGUUUAAUUUUACAAAAUAAUGUAUUUUCUGCCCCCUAGUUAAGUUAUUUUUCUAUGUAUAGUUAGUUGUAAGUGUAAAUGAGUUAGCACAUAAAUUUGAUGCAUGAUGAUAAUGUUAAUAAAAUAUCCACAAUAAAAUACAAA